This is a messenger RNA of Schistosoma rodhaini, 1401 nucleotides long. The record is from the annotation of a GenBank genome assembly. NCBI's taxonomy places the organism in Eukaryota, Metazoa, Platyhelminthes, Trematoda, Strigeidida, Schistosomatidae.
AUGUUUGAUUUGAUUUCUACAGAUAGAAUUAAUUUCAUCGAACGGGGUGGUACAGGAUUAUUACCUUGCACAAUAAAUACAUGCUUGAAUCAAGGCAUAUGUUUAAUGGAUCCAUUAUUCAACAAAUUCAGGUGUAUAUGUGGAGCGUAUCAUUCUGGUAAUCUAUGUGAGAAAUUUAAUAGCAGUAUUUUCAUUUGUUCAAAACUUGGUUUAUGUAGACCACUUGGUCCAUAUCUGUUUGGAUUCAGUAUUUUUAUGUUUCUAUGUAUUCUUGUCACUUUUGGACAUGGAUUUUGUCUAUUGUUUAAUAAACUAUUGAAAUUUAUUGAGAGUGUACAAAAUGAUGAUGAGAAAAAACAGAAUAGUGAUAACGAUGAUAUAACUAAUGAAUCAAGAAUUCAGGUUUCAAGUUCCUCAUUAAAUCAAAUGAUGAAUCAAAAUCUAUUUAUGAGAAAUAUGUCAAAUUUAGAUCAAUAUAUAAGUUCCACGAAUGUAAAAACUCGUCUUCAUUUUAAUCAAAUAAAACCAAAAUAUAAAUGCUUUAUACGUGAUCACGUCAAAAUGCCACUAAAUCAAGGUGAUCAAAAUCAUCGUAAGAUUAUUGAUUUAACUCGAAUAAACAGGGAUCAGUGUUUAUUGAUUCAUAAUGAAGUUGGAUCGAAGAAACAUUUACAUUUCCAGCCGAUGCCAACUUUAUUUGUUAAAAAACCGAAUUAUUCUCAUGAAUUGAACGAAAUACCUGAAAAUGAAAAUCCUUAUCUAAAUGAUAAUUCCUACUCAUCAAAUGAGACUAAAGCUUCAUUAAAAACUUUGUCAUUCAGACAAAAAGUUAAUGUUAAUGAUGAUAAUUGUGGAGGUUAUGAUAAUGAUGAUGACGAUGAAGAUGAUGAUGAUGAAGAUGAUGUUAAUGGUGUUGAUAACGAUAAUAAUGAUGAUAAAUUAUUAACACCUUCCGCAAACAAUUCAUCUUUAUCACCAACAAGUUCAAAAUAUCAACAGUCUUGUAGUAUACCGCUACAGAAUAUGGAAAAUACUAACGCUUUAUCAACAUCAGCCAAAACGUCUUAUAUAAACACACAUCAAAAUCACAAAAUAUAUACUAAACAUAUUCACAUACUUCAAGCUCCCAAAAGAGAUUCAUCUUUCUUUAAACGGUUAUUUAAAUGUGUGGAAACAAAUACAAAUUCACCUUUAACUUGUAGAUAUAAUUCAUCUUAUGUGUCAAUUUGUUCAACAGCUACAACAAAGUCCACAAUACCAAAAGGAUCAACAAAGACAUUUGUAGUUUACAACAAUCAUAAGUCUGAAACUAUUUUACAACCAUCAGAGAACAGAAUAAAAAAUAUUUUAAUUAAAAAUGAAGUUGACAAUCAGUCAGCUUAUAUUACUUUGCAUUUAUAG